AUGGCCAACAGCAGUGUGACAAUAUUCGGUCAAAGUGCUGGAGGUUUGUCUGUGACUGACCUCGGUGCUGUAAAAGGAUCUGCUGGUCUCUAUCGAACAGCAAUAAGUGAAUCUGGCUUGGGUUCACCUGGAACAUCGUCAUCGUACUAUAAUAUAAGUUCCACUCUCAAUGCUUUGAAUUCAUUUGUUCAACGAUUGCAUUGUGAUUAUGAAGAUAGACAACGAUUACUUGCAUGCAUUCGCAAUGCUUCCUUUGAUGAUCUUUUGCACACAUAUGGUUCUCGAUAUACACGACCUAUUAUUGAGAAUUAUUUCUUUCCGUUGUAUCCACCAUUGGCAAUUAGUAGCGGUCAAUAUAAUAAUGUGAGUUUGAUCAUGGGUAAUAAUGACUAUGAACAACCGAUUUGUUUCGAACAUCCAUUGAUGACUUCGAGUGAAGCUUUAACAGAAAUUGCUGCUACUUUUCCUCCCGAACGAAGCCCAAUGAUCGCGGACUAUUACCAUUUGCAUAACUGUUCAAUGAGACCUACUGUUAAUGCUACUCGCUGCUAUGAUAUCGUUCGUCGAAUAUUAAUGGACUCUAUGUUUGACUGUGAUAUUCGUCGAUUAUUCAAUGCAUUUUAUGCAAAAUAUGGCGCACAGUAUGAACAGAAUAAAUUAUUCUCUUAUCAUUUGAACUGUUAUCCUCUAUGUCCUAUUGUACAGCAAGAAGGUAUAUGUCGCUAUUCAUCUGAAAUUCUAUUUGUAUUCGGAACUGUUAGUGACGUCGAUUCGCAACAGCAAUUUCAUUACAUCAAUUUCCGAAAUUUACAUUCCAAUGUCAGUGAGAGAAUGUCGAAACUCAUCGAAGCAUGGCGACCACUCCUGCGAAUGAAUUUAUUAUCUAUUGCAAUUACUCUUUUGAAUAUUGUGGCAACAACAUUACCAUUCAGUGCAGUGCUGUGUACUUCUACAGGCGAUCAUCGAAUAACUUUGAAUUUGUACAAUACAGUUACGGCUCGUAGUUCUUAUAGCAAAAGUGAUAUUACUACUUUAAUUCGAAAUGUGUUACAUUGUGUCGGGUGUGCCAACGGAGAAAAUGCUAACGUUUGUGUUGACGAAAUGACAAAAGCCGGACUGGUAAUUAUUUCGUUUUUAGCAUUUAUAACAACGCUCCAUGAGCGUAUUGAUCGGCCGUACGUUUGUGCAUUAGCCGGAAAAUCAACAAUUGUCGAAAAAAAAAUUUAUGGAAUGUUUUUUAAUUAG
Molecule: messenger RNA, 1245 nt
Organism: Adineta ricciae
Lineage: Eukaryota; Metazoa; Rotifera; Eurotatoria; Adinetida; Adinetidae
Source: the annotation of a GenBank genome assembly